GAGGGUCUUCAUAGCCAUGGAGAUUCUCUACGGUGCAAUGUCAAACGGGGAAAGGAAAUUGACGGUCCGUGAAUUUCUUCACUGUUACCGUCCAGACGAGAUUUCUGGAUCAAGGGGGAUGUACAGUUUUGCCAGUCGGAGCCCCUUGUUGAAGGUGAUCUUUGAGACCCCAGACUCAAAUAGAGACUGGAAGAGUCGGUACUUCUUCCUGGAGGGUGAUAGAUGGAUGAACCAUCCAGGGGAGACGGAGUUCAUGCCCGUCGACACAACUUGGGCAGUUAUAAAUCAGACACGUAGACGGCGCCCACAAGUCAGCCUCGAGGAGUUUAGCUUCCUUGAAAAGGUUUGCAAGAAGACUACGCCGGAGGAAAGGACUUGGGCGAAGUUGGUGAACCCGAGGACCAUACAUUGGUACUGCGACGGUCCUGAGCCCACCCAAGAAGCGAUAAGAUACGACGAGCGAGUUCACAAACAGAUGGAUGACGCAAAGAGGAGAGCUUUGAUCAAGUCCCAAGCCGUCAAGAAGAGGGAAUCCGGCGAGGAGGUUCCUAAGGCAUCAGCUUCAAUCCCUAAAAGGAAACUGACGACGAAAUCCGACCGUCCCUUUAAGCAACCAAAGGUCUCUCUUGAACCUGUGGUUGGCUUAAUGGCUGAGGGUAACAAGGCCGUCACCCCAGCGAAGCAGGGGAAGGGCAAAGGAUUGAUGGCGGUCCCAGACGGUAAGCAAGAGAGACCCCCUUCCCUUCUUCGUGAUGACUCCAAGUAUGCAUUGGAGAAACUGUCGUCCAUCAUCACGGCAGAAGACUAUGAAGACCUGGGAAACCAUUCGACGGAGGCCAUGGGGGAGACGGGCCUCUUCGCCGUCGCUCAGUCCUUGGUCAUGAUGAAGGGACUACUUGACCGGUGUCUCAACCGUGAGAGUAGCUUGGACCGGGUGCGCGCGAAGGCGCAGCAGACGGAGGAAGAGCUCGGACAACUUCAGAGAUGGAGGUCCAAGAUGGGGAAGAAGCUGGAGCUUUCUGAGCAGGCGAGGAAGGAGCUUGAGGAGAAGACGGCCACUUCGCUGACGGUCAUAGAGAACAAAGAAGCUGAGAUAAAACAACUCAAAGAAGAGAUCCGUCAGGCUAAAAUGGCAGCCGUCGAGAAGUACCGAUGCUCGGAGUCCUACUUGUUAUCUUGUGUUGAUUGA
Molecule: messenger RNA, 1189 nt
Organism: Quercus robur (English oak)
Lineage: Eukaryota; Viridiplantae; Streptophyta; Magnoliopsida; Fagales; Fagaceae
Exons: 5
Coding region: 17-1189 (390 amino acids)
Source: RefSeq, a predicted model, not a curated record